This is a messenger RNA of Schistocerca americana (American grasshopper), 2729 nucleotides long. RefSeq lists its product as uncharacterized. The coding region runs from base 207 to 2510 and encodes 767 amino acids. NCBI's taxonomy places the organism in Eukaryota, Metazoa, Arthropoda, Insecta, Orthoptera, Acrididae. The record is from RefSeq and is a predicted model, not a curated record. Gene Ontology annotation, molecular function: nucleic acid binding. The transcript is spliced from 10 exons.
UUUGUAGAACUUUGGUCUGUUCUGAGGGUGUCUAUCGUCAAUAAAUUCUGAAGUUUGUUUUGUACAUAUGUGUGUUGUUACGAAUUAUGGUCAUUGUAGUGGAGUGAAAAUGAAGUCGUUGCGGGUAACUAGUUUUGUUCGUCAUUUGGAAUGCUUCACUCGUCCAGAUACCUGCUGUACAUGACUGCUAGAAGAGGGGAUUAAUCAUGAGUUUUGAUACUGAAUGGGCUGCAGAGAAGUAUUACAGCCCUCUUGAACCACCAGAACACUGGAAACUGCGCAGGAAAUUCCUAGAAGCCAAUAAAGAUAAAUAUCCAGAGCAGAAAUUAAUUUCUUUAGCUGCAGCGUUUAUUGAUAUCGAAGUUCUGGGUUGCUCGUACAACACAGAACUUACGCAGAUUGUUGAUGAACUUUCAAAAGGUUUUAUGGAAGAAUAUCGUGAACAAAAAAAAAUGAAACUGCACAGUGUACAAGUAUCGGCGUCUGAUGCUGCAGCCAGUAAAGUUAAAGGCCAGGCAGAAGCUACCAUAACAAGUGAGCCAAAUGUAGCUGGUGCAUCUAUUUCAAGCAAGAUCCCCCUCAUAGAUAUUGCUGAUGAUGAUGAUGAUGAUGAUGAACCAGCAACGGAUCCUGAAAAUGAACCAACAACGGAUCCUGAAAAUGAACCAACAAUGGGUCCUGGAUAUGGACCAGCAACGGAUCUUAGAUAUGGACCAGCAGUGAAUCCUGGAUAUGGACCAGCAGUGAAUCCUGGAUAUGGACCAGCAGUGGAUCGUAGAUAUGGACCAGCAGUGGAUCGUAGAUAUGGACCAGCAGUGGAUCCUAGAUAUGGACUAGCACUGGAUCCUAGAUAUGGACCGGCAGUGGAUUCUAGAUAUGGACCGGCAGUGGAUCCUAGAUAUGGACCGGCAGUGGAUCCUAGAUAUGGACCGGCAGUGGGUCCUAGAUAUGGACCGGCAGUGGAUCCUAGAUGUGAACCGACAGUGGAUCCUAGAUGUGAACUGACAGUGGAUACCGGAUAUGGACUCGAAGUGGAUCCUAGAUAUGGACUCGAAGUGGAUCCUAGAUAUGGACUAGCAGUGGAUCCUAGAUAUGGACUAGCAGUGGAUCCUAGAUAUGGACUAGCAGUGGAUCCUAGAUAUGGAUCAGCAGUGGAUCGUAGAUAUGGACCAGCAGUGGAUCGUAGAUAUGGACCAGCAGUGGAUCGUAGAUAUGGACCAGCAACAGAUCGUAGAUGUGUACCAGCAACGCAUCCUGGAUGUGUACCAGCAUCGCAUCCAGGAUGUGUACCAGCAUCGCAUCCAGGAUGUGUACCAGCAUCGCAUCCUGCAUGUGUACCAGCAUCGCAUCCUGCAUGUGUACCAGCAACGCAUCCUGCAUGUGUACCAGCAACGGAUCCUGGAUGUGUACCAGCAACGGAUCCUGGAUGUGUACCAGCAAUGGAUCCAGGAUAUGUGGAUGAUGAUGAUGAUGUAAUUGAAUUAAGUGAUGACUCAUGUGAGUCGGAAGAAGAAUUUUACACUGAACAAGGAAAUAAUAAUAUGAAAAGAAGAAGAAGACAAAAACUAAAAAAAGUGAAAAAAGUUAAAGGUCAGAUGUAUGUAUCUCGAGAUCUGAGAUCAACUGAUAUACCAAGAGAAUGCUGGACAAGCUUUGGAUAUCUGGUGCUCAUUGAAGAUGCUGAUACACACGUAGUUCCACAGCAAAUCAUAGAACGUUCAGCAAGUUUGUGCCGUGCCAAGCUUACUGUUCAGGAAAAAAAACAUACUAUUGUGGAGUGCGGGCAAACCAUAAUCAUAUCGCUUUUUAAAGUUUACAUUCGAGGGAAAGAGCUAUCUGUGGAAGCAGAUGCGGUGAGAAAGAAAGCCCGAGAGAGGACUUACUUAAAAGCUCUGGAAAAGCUUCAGGAACAAUGCUUUACAAUUAAGAUAAAACGUCGGCGUUACGACCAAGUUGUUGGGAGAAACUUUGGUGAACCAGAAGUUUCGGAGGUAGAAGAACCACAGAAUAGAGGACCUGUUACACCUGCUGUUGGGGGUGUAGCUUUGAGAAUGAUGGCAAAUAUGGGCUGGACAGGUGGCGGCCUCGGCAAAGCACAGCAGGGAAUAGUAGAGCCAAUAAGUUUGACAGCCAAAAUGAACAGAAGUGGCUUUGGUAGUCAAUUUAAGGAAGGGAAGAAAGAAAGUGCUGAGAAACCAGGAGCCUCAUUCGAAAAUAAAGCACUCGUAUUUCUCGAAUCAUAUGCAAGGAGUAACUCUGAACAAGAUCUCGUGUUCACGGCAGAGUUUACCAGUGAUGAAAGGAGUAUUCUUCACAACCUUGCUGCCAAAUUUGACCUGAAGUCAAAGAGCUAUGGCAAGCAGGAACAACGGCAUUUAGUGAUUUCGAGGAAAGUGGAACCUUUCCGCAUUAUGAAAGCCCUUCUAACACCAGGCUACACCAGUGAAAAAUAUGAACUUGUGAGGCCAAAAGGUCCACAAAGGCCCACAGAAUCGAAGGAAAACACUUAAAUAUUUAAACACUAAAAUUAUUAAGUUACACAUUUUCUUGAACAUUUGAAGAAACUUUUAUAACUUAAGCCUUCAGGCAUGUAGUUACACUAUUUAAGAAUCCUCAUGCUAGCAGUGUCUUGUACCAAAAUCAGUAUUUUGUAUGUUUUAUUAGACAAUAGGCAGAACUCUGUAGUAACAAUGUAAUGUAAAACUUGAAUAAAGUAAACAUGCACAAUA